Molecule: messenger RNA, 1863 nt
Organism: Ramularia collo-cygni
Lineage: Eukaryota; Fungi; Ascomycota; Dothideomycetes; Mycosphaerellales; Mycosphaerellaceae
Exons: 1
Coding region: 1-1863 (620 amino acids)
Biological process (GO): nuclear inner membrane organization
Cellular component (GO): microtubule organizing center attachment site; chromosome, centromeric core domain; mitotic spindle pole body
Source: RefSeq, a predicted model, not a curated record
AUGUUCUCCCGCCUGCGCUGCCACUUUUGUGGCGCAAAGGCUCCCCACCGCAAGACGGUCACCGAGUUCCAAUGCGCAACAUGUGAGGCCGUCAACUUCCUCGACGGCAAGGGAAACAUCAUCGACACACCCGCCAACGUCGCAGCACCCCCGUCGCACUCACACAACGGUCUCAACCCCAAACCCUUCCUUUCCUUCACGCGCCCCGCGCCGGAAGCCCUCGAACAUCAAAAGACCACCGCCUUCUGUCGCACGUGCCAGCAGAACCAGCUUCUCUACAACGAAACACUGGCCAACUACCUGCCCGAUGAGAGCCACCCCAAAUACGCCGAGUUUGAACGCACCAUCCCCAAAUACAAGAAGGAGUUGGAGGAGCGGUACCCGCUGAUCUGCGUCAACUGCGCGCCAGAAGCGCAGAGCAAGAUCAACCGCGCCGACUAUUACGGAAUGACACAGAACGUGAGCAAGCUGUGCGCGAAAACAACAGCCCUUGCCGGCCGCUCGCCGAUUGGUCAGCGCGACGAUGGCGGGAAGAAGAUGAUGCGACUCAUCCUCAACACCAUCGGCCUGGUGCUGUACGUCGGCCUGCUCAUUCAAAUGACAUUUCACGCAUACGGCAUCGUCACCGCCCUAUUCGCUACAACUGCCCCCGAAACCGAAUUUGACAUCACCUCAUACAUGAAACCGUCCAUCCAGGAAUGCAGUCAGCAGGCCAGAUCUCUCCGCUUCACCACCCGGUGCUUCCACCUCUUCAGUGACUACGUCCCUUAUACUCUGGCCCUCGCAAUCUGCGGACUGUUUUACAAUCCAGGACUGCAGCAAUGGUAUCACCAUACACUCCGUAUCGAAGCCGUCAAUGGCCAGUGGAACUACUUCUACAUCCAAUCUGCCAUUGUAUUCGUCAGAUGUCUGGCCUGGUGGAAUCUGUCCGAUCCACAGACCCUUUCUUCCCUCGAUAUGCAGCAGAUCAUCGCCAUGCACGCUUUCACCAUCUUCUUCGCGCUCCUCACCCACUCCGUCGCCAAGCGAAGCAUCGUGCCCGUCAAAUGGACGAUGCGCGGCAAGAUGAUGCCAAAACCAUCGGAUAAAGUGGUCCUCGGUCUUGAUGCUGCCCCAGCUGGCAUAAAUCACACCCCAAAGGCCAACCAAAAGGACCCAUAUCGCUACCUUCGCAAGCCUACGCAGGCUCCAUUCGAUAUCAACAGUCUCGCCCCGAAAACGACGACUUCAGAGCUCCGUUCCCGCCACACAAAAUCUUUCCUGCCUACGCAGCAGCUUACCCCAGAAUACUCCGACGGAUACGAAGAUGAUGAUCCCAUGGAGCUCGACGACGCAGCUUACGUCGAGUCCCGCUUCCAGAACCCUCGUCCAAUUCUGCAACCAUCGCACACCUAUUACAACCAUACCAACACUCCAUCCAUGGGUGUGAAUAACAUGCGCGACGCUAUGGGGAGUGUCAGCCGUGAUAUGGACUCCCAGGCACAGCGUCUCAAAGACGACAACGCCUCAAAAUUUGCCUACAGUCCCGGUCCCUCGCCAUUUUACGGCAAAUUGCCGCAGGCACCAAUGAGUCUCGAGCGGAGAUUGCGUAAUCCGCCUCAGGGGACGCUCCAACGGGCCAAAGCAGAGCCAUUGUUGAGUGAGAGGAAAGACUUCAUGCAGUUGAUGAGAAACAAGGUAACGCCGGUGGAGUUCUCACGGCCAACGGAGAGUUUUGAGCUGAAGAAGAGCGAUUGGGUCUUACCCGGCGAUGUAAAGGAGACGGGACUAGAGGAGCGGUUUGAAAGCGUCUUCAGCUUGAGUGAGGUCUCGGAAGAGGAGGCCAAGAAAGAUGGAGGUUUUUGGAGCCUUUUCGGCUUGUAA